AUACCCCCUCCACGAGCUACGGUUCUAGGAGAAGAGAGGAAGGUGUCAAGCUCACAGCCUCAUAUGAUUGAAGGUCCCUUGCUCAUUACAUCGGCUGGAUCAGAGGAAGUUUCUGACGCUGCUUUACCAAAAUGGCAAGACCCUUUAUUGGAUGAUAUUUUGGGCAAGACAGAAAUGCCGAAUUCAAACAUAUCAGUACCAGGGCUUCUUGUCCAAAUGGAUAUCUCUGAAUUCUGCAGCAAAGCAUACAAUUUGGAUAUAUGUUGUAAAGGAGAUUUUGAUGAAGAGUUCAAACUUUUGGAGCCCCUGUUCUCUGACCACUUUGAGUCCUUGUUCAAGGAAUCUUAUUGCUAUCUUAAGGAGGCUAUGACCAUCUCCAUGGUGCAUGACAAGUUGCAAAAGGGAAUUUCGAAAAAUGGAAAGGGCAAGGCGUUCAGGAUGACAAGGCAAUUAGAAAAAAGCAUUGAGGCGGUAGACUCUGUUAAGAUUAAAGGAAUGGAUGUUUGGCGCCGGGUUGAUGAGGUGUUCGAAGAGUUCAUAGGUAAUGAUCCCUGGAAUGAUCUUUUUCUGCUCAUUGAUGUUGUGAUUCCUGCUUUGCCACCAGUUCAUCAGGUAAGUGGUGAAGCCAUCAGUGGUUUGUUUGAGAAUAGGUUCUUCCUGAUGGUAGCUUCUAGGAGUUCUGUGUCUGUGUCUGAGGGUGAAAAGGGAGGGUUAAUGGGUUUGGAGGGGCUUUUGGUUGGGUUUUUGCUGGUUGGGAUUAUUAUGGGGUGGGGACUGGUUAAGAGGAUCAGGGGUUGGGUUUGUAGUGGGGUUAGUGGCAGGCUGAGUUGUUUGGGUGUUUUUGGGUGCUUUCUUCUGGAAGAUAGUGACUGUGUUGUGUUUAGAGACUUGAGGAAUAUUCCGGCCAAGUUUCUGAGGUUCCGGCAAGGGGUUUGGGAGAAGGGUUUGCUUGUUUUUAAGGGAGGAGCAUUCUCCACUGUGUCUGGAUAUGCCCUUGCAGGGGUGGGAACUGACUUGCUGGAGAUCUGGGUUGCUGAAGAUGGCAAGUGGCUGGGAGGUGAUGCUGUUGCUUUAGGGAUGGGAGGGUUGGUUACAGAGACUAAAGCAGCUCCAUUUUACAGCCUCCCCACCGGUCAAGCCGAAGAAUUUCAACCCCUACCACGUAAAAUCCUUAGUCCUACUGCUCCCGCCUUUGUGCCUAUUGUUUACUCUUAUGCUGCUCUCUUCACUGAGGAACAAGGAACUGUAGUAACAGCAGAGCCGGAAGAUGACCCCUUUUCAAAUAUCAAUGGCCAAAGUUUGAUACUUUCCCUCAACGCAGUGGAAGAUCAUGCUAAGGACAGGGAUGGACCCAUUCUCUAUACCCACUCUGAUGGGGAGGAAUUUGUGUUCAUAGAUACAAAACUCAGGCCUUUGCAAAUUGACCUCUCAAGAUGCUCUAAACACCCCCUCCAUCUCCGUAAAGAACUAAAGGGCAGAAGGACGUACUCACCGUCACAAAUUGUUACGAGGAGUAAGGCUAAAAUCCUUGAGCAAGGAAGGAAAAUUAAUCCUAUCGGCUGGGUCGAAGAAGAAGACUCGUUAGAACCCCAGGAAUCCCAUGAAGACGAGGUUAUCAAAUUCUUCAAACUUUGUUUUCCCCACAAGGCAGAAGAUCCUAAACCACAUAGCAAACCUCUAACCAAAACUCAAAAAAAGAAAAUGAAGAAGAAAAAGAAGCAGUCUCAAUUUUCAGACUAUGGGUUGGAGGAAGAGAUAGAAUAUGCUUAUUGAUUGUCAUGUUGCUUAAGUUUAUCUCUACCUACUGUUUGUUUCUUUAGCUCAUUUCUUUUAGCUACUGUAAUGGUUCCAAUGUCAAUGAUUUGGAGUUGGAGCAUAUCCACUUUAGAGAACUGGUUUUUUUUCAAUUCUCAACACUGCCUUCAGUGUAUAUGGCUGGCCUCUCCGGUGUGCUCAAACAGCUGUAUUAGGAAGCUCCUUGAGUCUGGACGGAGGUACAAGGUACCAGGACAGAGCUGGGAAAUAAUGCACAUGAUGAUGG
Messenger RNA from Cuscuta campestris, 2041 nucleotides. Lineage: Eukaryota; Viridiplantae; Streptophyta; Magnoliopsida; Solanales; Convolvulaceae. The record is from the annotation of a GenBank genome assembly.